CCACCUUUCAUUAUAUGGACUAAAAAUUUAUUUAAAUUAACUAUAUUUUAGUUAAAUGAUAGUUUAUUUCUUAAAAUUUGAUACGUAUUAAGAAUAAUAUAAGCUAUAACAAACUAUGCAUUUCAAUCUCCAAAAUUGUCUCACUGUGAUGCUUUUUCAUCGGUGAGGUGAGAGAGAAGAAACUAACACACAUUCUCGUGAUCCGAACGCAACGUAGCAGAUCCAUCCAACAAGCUUAGAGAGAGACACACACACAAAACAAGAACAAGAAGAAAGGAGUGGUAGUAAAGUUAAUAAUGGCGUCGUCGUUCGACUCGUUUGAGGAUGACCAGCCACGUACUCAUCCAUCGCCGGGUCCGGGGGUGGAAACGGGUGGUUUCUUCGACGACGAUGACACCAACGACAUCGACAACGAUUCCCAAUACGGCAACAACCUCACCGUUGAUACAAACACCAAUCCUCAAUCUCCUGAUGUUUAUGGCUUUGGAGUUUCAACACCCUUCAAUGGCAACCAUGAUGAUGAUGAUGAUGACGACGACGGAACCUUCGCUUCAGCCGGCGGAGGAGGACCCUUGCUCCCUGAUCACACCCAAAUGCAGGAGGAAGGUUUUGCCAGGCGCGAAUGGCGACGUCAAAACGCAAUCCAUCUUGAGGAAAAGGAGAAAAAGGAGAAGGAGAUGCGUAAUCAAAUCAUAAAGAACACGUGUCCCAUUAGAAGAAUUACUUUUUUUGCAUGUGUUGAAGUGGAAGGCAUGUGGUGCAGCAGAAGGUCCCACGAUUGUAGGGUUGAUGAUGAUGUAAUAUGCAAAGUUGCUAGGGCGGGGCGAAGUUAUUUCUUGGAGCAUGCAUUUAGGUCCCGUAGUUGA
Molecule: messenger RNA, 866 nt
Organism: Arachis ipaensis
Lineage: Eukaryota; Viridiplantae; Streptophyta; Magnoliopsida; Fabales; Fabaceae
Source: RefSeq, a predicted model, not a curated record